UCAACAAAACACACUUCCGGCAAGAAAUUUUGGCCUUUUUGGGCAAUUAUUUAAGAAAUACAGAAAUAUGGAGAGUCCACCGUCCAUAGAGACGGUUAAUCAAGCUCUCCAAGCGUUAUACAAUAAUCCAGAUGUUGUAGGAAAAGAGAAGGCAUCAGUUUGGUUAGGGGAAUUGCAGAGAUCGGUACACGCAUGGCAGGUUGCAGACCAGUUGUUGACCUUGCACCAAAGUCUUGAAGCUUGCUAUUUUGCUGCUCAGACCAUGAGAACAAAGAUUCAGUAUGCCUUCCAUGAACUUCCAGCAAAUGUCCAUCAGUCAUUGAGAGAUUCACUGUUGGAACAUGCAGGCAAAGUUACCGGAGAAACAAACCAUGUCAUUGUUACACAGUUGAGUUUGGCCCUGGCUGACCUGGCCUUGCAGAUGAUAACAUGGAAAAAUCCCGUUCAAGACCUAGUUCAAAAAUUUGGUUCCAAUCAAGCACAGCUUCCAUUUUUACUUGAAGUUUUAAUAGUUUUACCGGAAGAGAUUAAUAGCCGUUCACUACGACUUGGCGCUAACCGACGGCAGGAUGUGAUUGAUGAACUCAAGUCUUCAUCACAAGUUGUACUUCAUCUCUUGGGUGUAUGUCUAGAAAACAUGUCUACAGAUAUUCAAAUACAUACAAAGGUAUUGAAGUGUCUCAGUAGCUGGUACAACAUUGAUGCUAUACCAGAAUCUGUGGUCCAGUCACCACUCUUUGCAGCUCCAUUUAAAGCUAUGGUAUCAAAAGAAUGUAGCACUGGACUGCAUGAAGCUGCAACUGAUUGUGUGUGUAAUGCUCUCUACUGUGUGGAGGAUCUAGAUGCACAUCCAGCUAUGGCACAAGCUUUGUUUAUAUCUGUAUUAGAACUAACAGAGGCAUUCCAUCAGUCUGUGGCUGAGGAGGAUAUAGACAAAUCUUUAAACUACUGUAGAAUAUUCACAGAAAUGGCUGAAUCCUUUUUAGAAGUUAUUGUAGAAAAACCAAAUCAGGGUCUAGGAGAUUUUAAAGUUUUAGAAUUAUUACUAAUGUGUGUAGGACACCACCAGUAUGAGGUGGCUGAAGUGACUUUUAACUACUGGUAUAAAUUAUCUGAAGAUUUAUACCAGAAGAAUGUGACAGAAUUAAAUGAUGUGUUCAAGCCUUAUAUACAGAGACUGAUUAUUGCCUUAUGUCAACACUGUCAGAUGGACCCGGAUCAUGAUGGCAUUUUAGAUCCGUCAGAUGAUUUUGCAGAUUUCCGAAUCAGAGUAUCGGAGCUUAUAAAAGAUGUGAUAUUUAUUGUUGGUUCUUCUACUUGUUUUACUCAUAUGUUCCAUAAUUUAAAAAGCCAAACAUCAGAGACAACGUGGGAUGUUUCUGAAGCUUCAUUGUUCAUCAUGGCAUCAGUUGCAAAAAAUAUUCUCCCAGACGAGAAUGAUGUAGUACCGCAAGUUGUUGAAGCUGUGUUAUCUAUACCAUCCACUGCCCAUAUUGCAGUACGCUACACAACUCUACAGUUGCUCGGUGAAUUAUGUGAAUGGAUUGAUAGUCACUCACAAGUAAUCGACCCAGUAUUACAGUACCUGCUGGCAGGUCUACAAGAAUCUCGGCUGGCGUCAGUGGCGGCGACAGCUCUACAGAGUAUCUCUACAAUGUGUAAAGAUCAUAUGAAAUCUCACUGUGAUGGACUGAUACAGAUAGCGCAGGCAGUUGAUACCUUCAAUAUCUCUAAUGACGCUGCAACGGGAUUAUUACGAGGUGUGGCAACUAUUUUAGCAACUCUACCACAUGACAGUUGUACAGAAGGCAUGCGAAAAUUGUGCAAUUUCCAAACCACAGGACUUAAUAAGUUAUUGUCAGAAGGCUCUGAUAUACCAAAACAAGGAGCCACAGAUGAUCCUACAGUGUGGCUAGAUAGACUCUCUGCUGUGUUCAGAUACACUACACCAACAGUGACCAAUGGUCAAGUCCAUCCAUGUUUACCAGUCAUACAAGAGGUUUGGCCAGUUCUAUCUCAAGCAUGUACAAAGUACCAGGCAGAUGUGAGGAUAGUGGAGAGAUGUUGUAGAUGUAUAAGAUUUGCAAUCCGGUGCCUUGGCAAGAGUUCAUCACCUUUGCUUCAACCUUUAGUGCCUCAGGUCAGUCAUUAUGCAUUUUGUCCACCAACAUUCAAGUUGCUAGAAGAACAAAAUGGUCUCAGAAACCACCCAGAUACUGUAGAUGAUUUAUUUAGACUUAGUUUAAGAUUUAUCCAGCGGGCUCCAUUGCCAUUCCUACAGAGUGUAGCAAUAAAGCCGGUAUUAGUGUGCAAUAGCCUCCUCGCGUCGCCACAGGAUGCAAAUGUUUUGAUGAAAUUUAUAACUAAUUUUCUACUUUCUGUUACAGAGCGUGAGGACUUUGAAAGCAGAAGUACUUUAGUGAAAACACUACUACAUGAACAUGGGCAGGCAUUGGUGCAUUCCUUAAUACAUUCAAUUGUGUUUUGCCUGCCUACAUACAUGUCAGCUGACAUCAGUGACGUCCUGUAUGAGCUGAUGCUAGUAGACAGACCAACAUUCUGUGUAUGGUUGGAGCAUGUAUUAAAAGCCUUGCCGACAGAAGCUACCGGAGGUGCAAUAACAGUUACGCAUAAACAAUUAACAGACUUUCAUAAAGCAGUGACUAGUGCAGAAAAAGUGACACCAAUCUCAGACGCUUUAAGAGAAUUUGCACGUCUAUAUAGAUGAAAGUGAUAACAAAAAAUUAGCUCUUUUAACUAAAUGGUUGUUUUAAUGUAUAAAUGAGAUUUAAAGAGUGAAAAAAAAUCAAGAAUAGGUUUAGACCCUUCUGGUAUGGGCAUUAUCUAUAUUGCCAUUCUGUGGCAUGAGAGCGAGGGUCCUACAUGUAUUUAUUUAGGCAUAAAAGGCAGAAUGCAUGUGCUUUUUACACUACCAAGCUAAUGUAUCUUUUAUCUAGAAAUCUACCCUAAUGACACACUUUUUUCCGAUUUUAGAAGUUUCAUUUUUAAAAACUUGUAAGCUUUGAAUACAGUAAUUGUACCUGCUUUUACUUCACAAUAAGCAGACCUUAAAGGAUGUUUCUAUAACUAUUUAAGAUGUUAACAAGUUAAUUUGAUAGUUUGUGAAUAAAAUUUGUACAAGCUGAUGGUAAUAAAAUAUUUUGUAACUGAGCAACAGUGAUAAUGAAUUUAGGAGAAAAAACAGCACUGCCAGGAUAGCCAUUGAAGACUAAUGAAACUAGCUUUCUAUUUAAUAGACUGACUCUUUAAAAUCAUAUUUCUCUGAAGUAGGAUUUAUUAACUGCUCUUAAAUAUAGUAACAAAAGGAAAGAAGGAGGUGGAGAAAGGUGUGGAACAACUAUAGUUAGGUGAGUGAGUGAGUGAGUUGGGUUUUACGGCGAAUCGAGACAAAAUGGUCAUAUAUCGCCGAACUAUAGUUAGGUUGCUGAAAUGUUGAAAGAUUAAAGGGAAAUGCAAUGAUGUUCUUGCGUUAAUUCUGUCUGCUAGGAUUUCUUUAAUCAUUUAAAGAAGUGAAAGAAUUUUCAAAAUCAUCUUACAAAUGAAAAAGUUAUGAACAUUUUAAUAUUUGAUAAAAUUGCCGCCAUUUUGAUUCCAUGACAACAAGAAACAAAAUGGUGGAUUUAUUACAUUUCUAGAUACAUAUUUGAACUAAAUUUAAUUAUUUCUGUAAAUUUAUUUCUCUAUUUUUCCAGUUAUAAUGCAAGAAAUUACCAUGUUUUACAUCUCACUCUCAAGAAACAUACGAUAUUAAUCUAUUUAAAAGGUUUUUGCUAAAUAAAGAAUUCCAGUCAUAAACACACUAAAAUGGCUGCCUCCAUGAUUGGACAUUUUCUUAAAUUUCAAACUGCCAUUUCUUUUUCUAUAGUGGUCCAAUUUUAAAAAUUCUUUCAGCGUUGUGAAAGGCUGAGGGGUUGACUUUUAAAUGAAAUUAACCUAUUGUCAGGCAUUCCUUUCACUUUAAAUGUAUGCAAAGUUUUUAAAUUAUCUGUUCAGGAAUAGUUAAUUAAUUUGGAGUCAUACUUUCUGCAAUGUACUGUUUAUUAAAUGGGUGAAAUAAAAACAUUUUUUGCUGCAAAAUGAAAAUAGAACAUAGAAGUUUUGUGCAGGGCAAGAACUUUGAAAUCGUUGGAAAUAUAUUCCACAGUUACUGUGUUUUCCAUUCUUGGAAAAAAUAGUUAAUUGAUAUUUCUUUAAAGUCCUAUAUUUCUGUAUUAAAUACUGAUAAAGCAGUGAACAAUAUAUUUACUUUUUAAAAUGAUACUUUUCAUGCGAUUGUCAUAUUUUCGCAUACCAUGGUAUUCAGAAGGGUUGCUAGUCAGAUUUUAAAAUUCUUCCAAAUAUUUUAGACUUAUUUUGUUAUUAGAAAAUUUUCUUAAGUAACCACACAAAAAUUAUUGUUUUACGUACGUGUUACUGUAGCAUGUUGGCAUUAUUUUAUUUCCUUUAGGGCUUUAUACACAGCUAGGUGAUGAUUAAAACUUGUUAUUUUUUUCUUGGUAUGCUGGAAGUAAACAGUUUUAGUUUGAAUGUAUAACAUUUGUGUCAGAAGUAAAACUUGUAAUAUACACCUGUAAAUUUUAUUCAUAGUGUAAAUGAAAUAUAUAAUGUUCCUAAUAUGGACAUGUAAAUUCUAAUCCAGUGUACAAAGACAUAGAGAUGCAUUUUUUUAAUGUGUAUAAACUGCAUCAUUUCAGCCUUUUUGUUUUUGCCUUUUGCAGUAGUAGUGUGCUGUAAGGUCUCAUGUAUUUUCAUUUGAAAGUCUUGCCGAUUUUUUCCUUUGGUGAUUUAAAGUGGUUGAUAAAGUUGGAUGUUCCUUUUUCCUAAUAAACCAAACAGUUUGUCUUCCCAAAUAUUCAAAAUAUGUACAAAGCAUACACAGUAUAUUUUUACUCAGUUAAAAAAAAAAAAGAAUAAUUAUGUUCAUAUACAGUCCAGAGAGGAAAACACGCCCUUUUUAGGUUUGUGAAAUAAAAAAUGAAUUCAUAUCAAGUCUAAACAGGAAAAGACGUACUUUGGUGGGCUUGUGAGUAGCAGAACUUCAAAAUUUGCCAUGAUUAAUAGCCAUAAAGAACAAUUUAACCAUAGCAGCUAUAUAAGUGGUCUCAAUUUUUGACAUAAUUGUUAACUGUUGUUGGUAUAUGCCUGUUUGCGUUCUGGUACCUACUUCAGGCUGGCUAAAUUACAGAGGCCCCUGCUUAAACAGUAUUUUACCUAGGGGACUUGGCAAGUUGUCAGAUGACCUGAACUGUCUUAUAGACUUGAUAAAUGUUCCAUCUGAGUGUAACGUAAACGCAAUUUGGUUUUUGAUUCUGACGGUUAGCUUCGAUUCUUGUGAGUGGAGAUUCAAACAAAUCAAAACUGAAAAUCGAAAAAGCUGUUAGAUUACCUUGACCUUCUUAUAGACUUGAUAAAAUAAAUGUUUCAUCAAAAUGUAACGUGAACUGAUUUUGCUUUUGGAGGUCAACAUCGAGUCUUGUGGAUUGUGAUUCAAACUUAAAGGAAAGCUGAAAAUUGAAAAAGAAAAAAAAAGUUACGGGAGUUUGAUGCAAGUCUUUUUGGCAUUGUGAGAAAAUGUUCUCAAUAUUUUAUUUUUCAACAGAAAAAGACAUGACAUCUAGAAACAGUAGGCUUUUUUCUAAACAACUGACAGUUACCUUGUAGCAUAUGUAUAAAGAUAAUGUAAAUUAUCAGUGUGCUAUUUUAAUUAUGUAACAAUUAUGUAUAAAUCUUUUUAGUUUGUUUUAUAUGCUUAUUUUGUUUUUUACAAAAUCAUGUUAACAAUACAGCAGUAUGACAGUAUUGUGAUAAUGUCAUAUUUUUAAUAUAAAGUGAAAAAAAAUCUC
Messenger RNA from Mercenaria mercenaria, 5864 nucleotides. RefSeq names its product transportin-3-like. The record is from RefSeq and is a predicted model, not a curated record. NCBI's taxonomy places the organism in Eukaryota, Metazoa, Mollusca, Bivalvia, Venerida, Veneridae. Gene Ontology annotation, biological process: protein import into nucleus. Gene Ontology annotation, molecular function: small GTPase binding. Gene Ontology annotation, cellular component: nuclear membrane; cytoplasm.